This is a messenger RNA of Linum tenue, 3460 nucleotides long. The record is from the annotation of a GenBank genome assembly. NCBI's taxonomy places the organism in Eukaryota, Viridiplantae, Streptophyta, Magnoliopsida, Malpighiales, Linaceae.
UGUCACCAUUAUUCUCUCACUAUCCCCCUUUUCCCUCUCGCUCUCACAGUCACAGACUCACAGAGCAGUGAGUCCCCUGCAACACCUCUCCACCAAUCACAGACCAAACCUCUGCAAACUCCACCAGCCAUUCUCCGUUCAGCCAAAAAGCACACGCCAACCACUUUCACGGCAGAUUUUACCCUGAACCCAGAUCGCAAUUUGUCCUCUACUAAAGCCGUCUUACAGACAUUGCAGAAGUAGCCAGCCAAAUGUGUUGAUCCAGGUUUGUGCGCGCAGAGCCGUCCUGUCCUGGUCCGUUUCUUUUUUGCUGAGGAAUGCAGCACAUGGAGAGUGCAGAGAAGGAGAAGAAGAGGAAGAAGCCCCCCACUAAAGGCAAAGUAGCGACCAAGGAAGAUACUUCAGAAGGAGUGUGCUUCUUCUGCAAAGAUGGUGGAGACCUUAGAAUCUGCGACUUCAAGGGAUGCACCAAAGCUUACCACCAUGAAUGCGUGGAGAAGGAGAAAUCCUUCUUGGAUGACGACGCGUACUGGAAAUGCGCUUGGCACUCUUGCAUGCUAUGCGGGAAAUCGCCGAAAUUCCAUUGCUUUUGUUGUUACAAGGCUGUUUGUGGGCGCUGCCUCUGUGAUGUGGACUUUGGCGUUGUGAAGAGUACCAGAGGGUUCUGUGACCACUGUUUGACCCUCGCUGGGCUGAUCGAAGGCACGAAAACGGCAGCUCCUGGGCAGGAGGUGGACUUUGAUGCGCCAGAUUCUUACGAGUACUUCUUCAAGUACUAUUGGGAGGGGGAGGUUAAGGUGAAAGAAGGCUUGACUAAAGAAGUCCUGGUAUCUGCUCAAAAACAGCUGAAAAAGGAGUUGGAUCGCGAAACUGCAUUGGACCCAGUUUGUGAUGCUAAGGAAGAUUCAAGUGGGUCAAGUGGUUCAAGCUGGAAUGAAUCGGAUUACGCUGAUGUGAGUCCUGGUAAACAGCGUAAAGCGAGGCGUAGGGGUAAGGUUGGCGAGGGAAAGCAUCAUCCUGUUAAGAUGAAAAGAUUUGGGUCGAAGAAAAGGGAGUUCAGUGGAUGGGGCUCAAAGGCGCUUGUUGAAUUCCUUACUUCCAUAGGUAAAGACAUUUCUCAGCAACUGUCUCAGCAUGAGGUUGCGGAAAUCAUUAAGAGGUACUCUGCUGAGAACAACUUAUUCGAUCCAGAGAAAAAGAAGCAAAUUGUCUGUGAUGCAAAACUCUACACGCUUUUCGUGAGGAAAUCAGUCAACAAAAACAGAAUACAUGGGCAUCUGGCUAAGCAUUUUGCUGAAAACCAAUCGGAUGAUGAUUUGGACUUGGCAGAAGAAGAUUGGUUUGUGGUUGAUGGUGAGGAUGAUGUUCAAGUGGCCAAUAAGAAACCAAGAACCUCAGAAGCUAACUGCCGGGACAAGGUAGCAGCGGUUCCUCCUGUCAAUAGGAGGUGCUUUGCAUCCGUGACUACUGAGAACAUGAAGCAUGUGUUCUUGAAAAAAAGUGUAGUGGAAGAGCUGUCGAAGGAUUCUGAUAAUUUCGAUGUGAAGGUUAUUGGAAGCUUUGUGAGAGUCAAAGCUGAUCCGCAUGAUUACUCUCAGAAGAAUUCACAUCUCCUAGUACAAGUGACAGGUGUAAGGAGACAAUUUGGGGAAUCAAAAGAGUCUAUUCUUCUGCAAGUUUCUGAUAUGAUGGGAGAGAUGCCAAUCUGCAAGCUCAGUGACGAGAACUUCGCUGAGGAAGAGUGCCAGGACCUGCGUCAGCGUGUGAAAAAUGGCUUCAUCAAGCGGCCUGUCAUUGUGGAGUUUGAGGAGAAGGUCAGAGUUCUGCAUGAGUCUAUUACAAAAGAUAUGUUGGAUGUCAAUUAUACUGACAUUUGCUUGCUGCCUUCCUUGAUGAAGUGGAUUCAGCGGGAGUUGGUCAUACUAAAACGCCUCCGUGACCAGGCUAGUUUAAAGGGAUGGAGAAGAGAAUAUCCUUUACUGCUAUGAUUGGUCAAACUUCAGAAGCCAGAAGAGCAAUCUCGGUUGCUACAAGAGAUUCCAGAGAUUGUUGCCGAUGUAGAAGAGCUGGAACCUGCAUCUGAAGAAAUUUGCAAGGAUGAACAAGAAGUUGUCGAAUGUCCAGAAACAACUCUGAGGUUUUCAAGAGGGAGUAGGAUUAUUUGGUGUCCAACCGAUCAAGCAGAUGUUGCAGGUGAUGGACACUUCAUAAACGUUGCAGGAGAUGAAGUUGCUGAUAACUGUCCUUCUGGACUUGCUAGAUGUGGAAGGUUGUCUGACAAAGAAGAGGAAGGCAGAGAAGAGAAGAGUAGAAACACGAAAACUGAUUAUCCAGGAGUUGAAGGUGGUGAUAACAAUCAUUCUGGACUUUUUACAAAUCUCUGGUCUGAUAAAGAACACAAAAGCCGAGAAGACCCGGGCAUAAACACCAAAACAGUUCAUAAAGAAGGAGAAGAAGUUGGUGACCACUGUCCUCCUGUACUUGCUGGAUCUUUCUGGUCUGACAAAGAAAUGAAAAGCAGAGAAGAUAUUAAGAGCAUAAACACCAAAAUAGAUUGCGAAGCUAAACUGCAUCAACAGUUUGGUGAAGCUGCCUGUAAAAAAAUAGACGAUGGGAUGCUCCAAACACAGAGCCAAGAAGCAGCAAAGGAGGAAGAGCAUCAUCAGGAAGUUAUGCACGAGAAUAACGCAUACAAUGUGCUACUUUCAUCCAGAGUAGAAAGUGAACCCGAUGAUGUUGUUUCAGCUAGCAACCAGGACCAGUGGGAAUUAUCUAAAGAAGCUAAUAAGCAUCGUGACCAGGGGAAGAAACAGCAGCCACAGUGUGCAGCAGCAGCAGCAGCUAAUGUGGUAUUAAUAGAUCUAAGCGAUGAUGACGAGGAUGUCGACGGUGAUGGUAAACAGAAGAGUAUGAAUCCAAUGGUCAGCAGCAAGGAAAACAUCAAUGUGAAUGCUCAAGUAUGGAACUGUAUGAAUCCAAGUGGGGCACAACUACAAGGACCAUACUCAAUGUUAAUGUUGAAGCGAUGGAAGGAUACCAGCACUUGUCCCUUUUUGGCACAGUACAGGGUUUGGAGGGAAGGCCAAAGCAGAGAAGAAGCUGUCCCUUUGGACGAAGCUAUUCGUCAAGCUUACGGUCCAAACUUGUAAAAUGCAGUCGAUCUGGGAAAAUGGUACUCCUUGGAUGAAGAACAAUUGCAUUGGUACCUUGUCUUAGCAGAUAUUGAAGUUUUAGGAAAUCCCGGUGUGAAGAACUUUGUAGAUCAACCAGUCUUAAGUUUGUAGUUUGAUGUAAAUUCCGGGCCUUAUGGCAUUAACCUCAAGAGCUCCAGGCUAGAUCAGAUGUUACCAUGUGUAAAGCUAUGCUCCAUAUAAUGGGCAAUGGGUGUUUAUGUGAAUUGUGCCUGCUUCAAAAUGAUUAACCAAAUUGAGGUAGAUGAAGUAACCGACAUGGGAUUAAA